AUGUAUCGACGACGAAUUCUUCAAAUGAAUGAAAAAGAGUUGAGAGCACUGACUGCAAUCGUGCUUCCUGGAAGGAAAGGAGACGAACUGAGACUUGGAGAAAUGCAGGAAAUGUGUAUCAAAUGGUUAUUCUCCAACGGACUCUCCAUAAACCACGUAUUUGAAAUCCACGAAGACGACGAUGAAGGUGUAUUCUGUGUCAUGAGAAACACGGAAGCUUGUUGGUGCUGUCCAAAACCGUCUGAAUCAGGAACUCUGACUGAUUUCGAUCGAGGUCCAAUAGGUGAUAAUUUCAAAAGAACUCCUUCACCUGCAAGAAAACCAAAAAUAGAAGACACCGAGAAGGAACCGAGGGUGAAGUUUGAACUGCCAUCUCCGCCAUCUUCUGAUAAUUCUCCAGUUGUUAAAUUCUCAAAACCAUCAGUUCCAACUAACAAAAUUGCGCCGAUAACAGUUCAACCAACAGUCAUUUCGAUUCCGGAUAAAAUGAAAGAAGAAAAAGAGAAAGAACAAUCGACAUGUGCAUACUGUAGAAGGGAAUGUGGACUAUGUAUUGUUACUUUAUGUUCCCAGUUCUAA
Caenorhabditis remanei is the source of this 579-nucleotide messenger RNA. RefSeq lists its product as uncharacterized. The transcript is spliced from 3 exons. The coding region runs from base 1 to 579 and encodes 192 amino acids. The record is from RefSeq and is a predicted model, not a curated record. NCBI's taxonomy places the organism in Eukaryota, Metazoa, Nematoda, Chromadorea, Rhabditida, Rhabditidae.